This is a messenger RNA of Zea mays, 1164 nucleotides long. RefSeq lists its product as uncharacterized. The record is from RefSeq and is a predicted model, not a curated record. Lineage: Eukaryota; Viridiplantae; Streptophyta; Magnoliopsida; Poales; Poaceae. The transcript has a single exon. The coding region runs from base 149 to 574 and encodes 141 amino acids.
UCACAUUACUCGACCGGCAGCCCACGCAUUCACUUUGCCUUCGCUUUAGCCUUUGUGCUGCUACUACUAACUUGCAAGGGACGUCGGCGACGGCCAGGCCGGCGCACCGCUCGGCGGCCCGGCCAGCCCACCCAGAGACCACCUAGCCAUGGCGUCCAGGUGCUUCUUCCCCAGGGACGCGUCCGCCGCCGCCGACGGCCGGCACCAGCAGUCGAAGGCCGCGGCGGAGGCCCUCGAGCAGCUGCGCCACGGCGGCCGCCUCCUGUCCCGGGAGGACGUGGGCGGCGCGGUGCGCGUCAGGAUCGUCGUCAGCAGGCGCGAGCUCAAGCAGAUGGUCGCGGCGCUCGGCGACGACGACGGCGCUGGCGCGGCGGCGGCGGCGGCCAGCAGCGAGCGCCGCCACCGGCAGCGUGGCGCGGGCGCGGGCGCGGGAGCGGGGCCGGGCGCCGAGCAGAGGCUGCAGUCGCUGCGGCGGCGCAGCGCGCGGAGGGCGGCCGAGGCGGCGCGCCGGACGAUGCAGGCGGGCGGGGAGUGGGAGCCCGGCCUGCAGAGCAUCCCCGAGGAGGUUUACUAGCUAGUAAUCUCUGCUUCACUAAUUAUGGGUUGGGUUGGGUACGUUUUGAUCACUGCCUCGCUGCUAAGUGCUACUAGUAGUAGAUGCGUGUGUGUGUACAGCGCUGUUUUUGCUCUGGACCCUCGUUAUCAUGGGUUCCAUUCCAAUGCCUGCUUGACAUAGUCCUCUCCGCGAGUUUCUGCAUUUUGCUUGCCCUGUGACUUUUUUUUGGGGGGUACUAUUAUGGACCAAAAGGGGAGGAAACUAAUACAUGUGUUCUGGACUGGACCUUGGAUCACGAUACAAAGUGCUGAUGGUGAUUGAUGAACCGCAUGGUCUCAAUAUAAUUCUGGAGUACCGGCAUCCAAGCUGUAGAUGAUGGAACGAUGGGUGAUGGGUUAUGUGUGGAGGAGCUGGUUCAUAUUAGCUGCCGCCUGCCGGUGCCAGGAUUUUUUUUUUCUUCUGUUUUCUACCUUGGUCCGGCAGUGAAUUCCUUUUCCUUGCCGGUGUUCUGUGCGUACGUGACGCUGUGAGCCCGUGAGUGGAAACGGUGAACUCGACAUGUGCAUGUACAAUUCACUGUCGAGCAAUAGUUUUUAAACUUUUUAUCA